Molecule: messenger RNA, 1713 nt
Organism: Purpureocillium lilacinum
Lineage: Eukaryota; Fungi; Ascomycota; Sordariomycetes; Hypocreales; Ophiocordycipitaceae
Biological process (GO): amino acid transmembrane transport
Cellular component (GO): membrane
Molecular function (GO): amino acid transmembrane transporter activity
Source: RefSeq, a predicted model, not a curated record
AUGGACUCGGAAGGCAUCCACGCCCGCCACGUCCCCAGGGCGUCCGACCCUGAGAAGGGCGGCUCCGUCCACGGCAAGGACCCCUACGAAAAUGUCGACAUCCGCGGUAUCGAGACGUCGCCCGAGACGUCGCUGCACCGCGGCCUAAAGGCGCGCCACAUUACUAUGAUUGCCAUUGGCGGCGCUCUCGGCACAGGUCUCAUUAUCGGUACCGGCAAGGCCCUCGCCCAGGCCGGCCCCGGCUCGCUCUUCAUCUCUUAUACCUUUGUUGGCAUGCUCGUCUUCAUGAUUAUGGCUGGUCUCGGUGAGAUGGCCGCCUGGCUGCCCAUGUCUUCUGGCUUCACCGGUUACGCCACGCGCUACUGCCACCCAUCUCUUGGCUUUGCUCUUGGUUGGACAUACUGGCUCAAGUACAUCAUCGUCACGCCCAACCAGCUUACCGCCGCCUCGCUCGUCCUCCAGUUCUGGGUCCCGCGCGAGAAGGUGAACCCCGGCGUAUGGGUAGCUAUCCUACUCGUCAUCAUCUUCUGCAUCAACUACAUCGGCGGCAUCAAGUUUUUCGGCGAGUUCGAAUUCUGGCUCUCGUCGUUCAAGGUGAUUGUCGUCAUUGGCAUCAUCCUCUUCUCCCUCAUCAUUGCUUGCGGCGGCGGCCCUAGCCACGAUGCCCCCGGCUUCCGCUACUGGAGCGACCCCGGCGCUUUUGCGCCGCUCUACGGCACGGGAUCGACGGCCAAGUUCGUCGGCUUCUGGUCCGUCAUGGUCAACGCCACCUUCGCCUAUCUCGGUACCGAACUGGUCGGUGUCACGGCCGCCGAGGCGCAGAACCCGCGCCGCAGCAUCCCCAAGGCCAUCAAGCUCACCUUCUUCCGUAUCCUCUUCUUCUACUGCCUCAGCGUCCUGCUCGUCGGCAUGAUCGUCCCCUACAACUCCAAGGAACUCGCUUUUGCCAACAAGAAGGACACCUCGGCCAACGCCAGUCCCUUUGUCGUCGCUGCGGUUCUCGCCGGUAUCCAGGUGCUGCCACACAUCAUCAACGCCUGUAUCCUCAUCUUCGUCUUCUCCGCCGCCAACUCGGAUCUCUACAUUGCCAGCCGUACGCUCUAUGGCCUUGCUAGUGACCGCUCCGCUCCCGCCAUCUUCCGCCGCACCGACCGUCGCGGCGUGCCGUACCCUGCGCUCUUCGUGUGCACGGCCUUCGCCUGCCUGGCCUUCAUGGUUGUGUCGGACGACUCCAAGAAGAUCUUCUCGUACUUUGUCAACCUGACGACCAUCUUCGGUAUCCUGUCGUGGAUCUCCCUGCUCGUCACAUACAUCCACUUCCUCAAGGCCCGCCGCGCGCAGAACAUCCCCAACAGCGCCAUGCCGUACGUCGCCCCGCAGGGCCUCAUCGGCACCUACAUCGCGCUCUUCUUCUGCUGCCUCAUCGCCUUGACCAAGAACUUCAAUGUCUUCGUGCACCACGACGGCAUCACCUUUGACUACAAGGAGUUCAUCACGGGCUACCUGGGCAUCCCCAUCUACCUGAUUCUCAUCUUCGGCCACAUGAUUGCGACCAAGAGCCGCGCGGUCAAGCCCGAGGAGGCCGACUUCUACACGGGCAAGGAAAUUAUCGACAACGAGGAGGCUCUCUUCUUGGAGCACAAGGCGGAGAAGGACGCGAACGCGACGGGCUGGGCCAAGUUCUACAACCGGUUCAUUUCCUGGCUGUUUUAG